Megachile rotundata (alfalfa leafcutting bee) is the source of this 3998-nucleotide messenger RNA. It is a transcript of the gene stai, whose product is annotated as stathmin. Gene Ontology annotation, molecular function: tubulin binding. Gene Ontology annotation, cellular component: cytoplasm; neuron projection. Gene Ontology annotation, biological process: microtubule depolymerization; regulation of microtubule polymerization or depolymerization; neuron projection development. The record is from RefSeq and is a predicted model, not a curated record. NCBI's taxonomy places the organism in Eukaryota, Metazoa, Arthropoda, Insecta, Hymenoptera, Megachilidae.
UUAAGCCGAGACAAGCGAACAGCCUCUUGUCCAUGUCUUAAAGUAAAUUCGAGUAUACUUAACAUGGAUACUGGAACAAUCAAAAGAUUUCUCAGCACUUCCACUUCCCCGAAGUGUAUAUUGCAGAGUCGUCCGGUGUCGCAGCCGAGUACAGCAACCAUCAGAUUUAUAAGGUACCUCGCGAAUUAGGACGCCGGUUAUGUAAAAUCUGCGCGAACUGUAAAAUCGAUAAACCGAGGAAAAAGCACUGUAGAGCUAUUUUAGAUUCAUUAUGGUAUGCAUACACGAUAGGACAUUCGAAAAGAAAUCUAUCGAUUGCUUUGUUUUAUUGUACGGCUUAACGGGGAAGGUUCCAUGAUACUCCCACCUGUGAUACAUACACACGUUGGGCUUCAAUUUUCUAUAACAGUUCUAUCAUGUUUGUAAUAAAGUCACAUUCACUUGUUAAAAAUCAAUUCGUAAAUUUUUCUGCUAAUUUAGGGCUGAUUCAACACUUGAACAUAGAGAUUUGGCUGGUACAUUAAUGUGUCCUUCGUUUCUUGUCGUGGUAGUACCUUGGCUGUGACGCAUUAUUUUAUAAAAUUUCGAAGUUCCAUUGUAUCGAUGUUCCAAAGUUCAAAGUCUUAAUGCCCUAAAGUCCCCAACUGGCAAAAUAUCAAAAUCAUAAAGUUCCAAAAUUCUAUGAUCCUGUUAGUUGAAUGUGAUACGCAGAAGGGGUUAAAAAAAUCUAUUAUAUCAAUUGUCUCAGUAGUAUACAAUUAAAGAGCGGAAAGGUAGCGCGAAAAAAAAAUGAUGCAUCGACCAAAGGAUGGUGGGUAGGUGUCUCAGAGACUUGGUUUAAGAGUCUGUACCCGGUAGGUGGGGUUGGACAGAUGGUAUUUUACGCCUCCAAGCAUAGGCUUCCACACGUGCCUAGCGACCGGCAGCCGGGUCCACGCUAUAGGUAUGCUAAGGCUGUUCGAGGUGGAGGUUGGAGGUUGGAGGUUAGCAGCAGAGGUGGAAGGGUGGCUUGUCGUCGGGUAGGCUGGUGGCGGUUGCAAGGGGUGGUCUACCGUGGCUAGGGGCGCAAGAGGUGCCGGUGGGUGGAUAUUGAGCGACGCCGGGCGUCGUGGCGCACUGUGCGGAUCAGUCGCCCUCCAGCCACCGCCCCAGAUACGAGUUCAGCCACUUCCGGCCCUCCUCUUUGCUCGUCGGACGUGUCUUCUCGUCGACUCUUCUACGUUCCCUUAUUUCCCUUAUUCUCCCGCUCGUCUUUCCGUCGAGAUUUCUUCUCGUUUCGUUCAAACACGGACGGUAAGACAGAAACAUGCUGAUUGGUCUCGUGCGCGACUCAGUGCUGCAGUGCUUUUGUCACAGCUGCAAGGCACCCUUGGACAUCGUAGCGGGAAGCAAGAGGGGCAAUGCGCCCUUCAAGAAGCCCAGUGGCAAAGGAAAGCCACGGACUAAACAACCGAAGAAAGUGAAGUUCAUCACGACGGAAAUUCGUUGUCAGGAAAAAUCCAAGGGUGGACUUUGCUACGAGGUAAUCUUGGCAGAGCCAACAGUGCCGAAAAGAGCACCGUCUCCCCCACAAACCAGCCCGACUCAACAAGUCGCCAUCGAGGAGAAGCUUCGAGCAGCGGAGGAAAGAAGACUCUCUCUAGAAGCUCAUAAGCUCGCCGCUUUUUCAGCGAAACUUUGCAAAAUUGAAGAGGUAGCUCGCAAGAAAGAUGAACUUAGCGCCGCUUUCAUCGCCGCGACCAGCAAGUCUUUGGACGCGAAGAUGAACAACACGGAAGAGAAACGGGAGGCUCACAUUGCAGAAGUGAAGAACAAACUGAAGGAACAUUUAGAGAGCGUGGAGAAGACUCGUUUGAGCCUUGAACAACAGACAGAAGAGGUUCGUUGCGCUGUCAAGAAGAAAUUGAACACCGCCGCUGCUCAACGCGAUGAGAAUAUCAAGAGAAUGUUGGAUCGUCUUAAAGCACAUGAAGAACAAGCGGCUCGCAUACGUCAAGGAAUGACCGAACGCGUGCAACAACUUGAAUCGAAGAUUCAAGGUAAAUUGGAUCAAGCUCGUGAACGCCGUGAGAACAUUGAACGCGAACAAAAGGAGAAGCUGCGUAAUCAUGAGAGGCGUGCAGAGAAGGUAAGACAGAACAAAGCAGCUCUGUCGGAGCAGUGUGCCCUGCCCGCCGAGAAGGAAACCGCCAGCUCUGGGUAAACGCGAAGAGAAGUCAAAUAAUGAUCGCGAUCCUCGUUCGAAAUACCUUUUUCACCGUUACAAAAUCGAGGAAAGAGGAGAGCGGGAUUCGACUGCAAGCUUGCUGAAAGAGAAAGAGAGAGAGUCACUCGCUGAAUAAAAUAGGCCAUCAAGAGUUUACGUGUUUCAACUUUUGGAAUAAAUAAACCAACGGGGUCGCACUACGCUGUGCUUUUAACAGGCCUCGUAUUACGCUUUGUGCCAUUUUCGUUCGCUGGAAAGAAAACUUAAAGGAACUUAUCGCAAGCGAUUAUAAUAAUAGCUGAAAGGGAUUUGCAAUCUUUAACGAUUUCGUUUUGUAACAGUGAACGGGAGGGGACUAAAUAUUCAACUAGAUAAAAUAAUCGAAAUAAUUCAAAGAAAUAACGAAUUUAUAUAAUGAAGAAUCGAUCGUCUUUUUUUAAUUUUUUAUUGUUUUCCUUUCACUUUGUAACUCGUGCAAAAUCACUGCCUUCAUCUAAUUACACAAGUACACAGCUGUUUGUUUCUUAAAGUUAUACAUAUACUUGUACUAACAUUUAUUUCGAAAGAUAUGUCGUGUAAGAUAUCCUUUUCCGUUUCAAUGUGCCUACCACUUACACGAUUGUGGGUCUUUUAGAUGGCAUUAAAUUCUGUGUUUGUGAUCGUUUGUGUAUGUCGACGAUUAUUAUGAAGCUUGUUUCAAUACAUUUCAUUUAUUACUUCUUUUUACGGCUAUGGUGUUGUUGUACCCGAUUGUCCGCGUAAAAAAAGAGCAUUUAGUCUGUUUGGAGGUCGAAAAAAGAUCAUAACGAUUAUCAGAGUCGAAUGGUACAGUUUCCUUUUUUAAAUUCUCUUUCGUUUCUUUUUUUCCGGUAGCUUUUGGUGUUUCAUUCGUUGAAUUUUUUUGCUUUCAUUCAUAGAGUAACGAUAGAAUUACUACCGCUACAAUUAGAUUUUAAGUGGUAAAUGCGACCAUACAUGUGCAUACACAUACCAUAAUGUAAUGAUAACACAUUGCGUAUGGUAUGUGCCGACAUGUAAGCAUAUAAAAUAAAAUAAAUAAAAUAAAAUAAAAUAAAAUAAAUAUAUAUAUAUAUCUAUAUAUAUAUACAUAUUAAUAGUGCUUUAUACUAGGCUUGAGAAACUUUAAAAACCAUUUUGUACUCGAUCAUUGUAAUAUUACUGCGCUAAUUGAACAAGAACAUUCACAAAAGAAUAUGUAGUCUAAUUGAAUAUGAUAAUAUGAUGCUUCUGUGAUGACUUAAUUAUUUGUCAAAAUGUGUAGUGUUUAAGUGAGAGUGUGAGAGAGAAAGAAAGAAGGGAGAAAGACGAUUUGAUUCCUCUACGCUCGUACAGAUACCGUGGCUAAGAAAGCCUUAAUAUUUUAGUUCGUAUUAUAUCACUGCUAGAACUAUUUUAAAAUACCAACACACAUUGUACAUGGGGUUAAAGUUUUCAUUGAACUUUCCUACUCGUAUAAUAGGCAGCUUAAUGGUUCCUCAGCCUUCUCGAAUACUCAUAUAUAUUACACAUACAAUGAAAUCUUGUUACAUGGUCGUGGAUGAGGCUGCUGAAGUGGAGGAAACUGUGCAAUGGUUAUACAUAUAUGUAAAUGGAAGAACUCCUUCUAUGCAGCGCUCAUAAAAUCCACGUUUCUAAAUUUUUGAAAUUUAAAAAUCGCUCAACGGCCCAUGUACAUGAGAGUCAUGUAUAGAUAAGAAGAAACAUCUUAUCUUUGGUCACGGUAUCGUCAAAUAAAAAUAAAGGGGUAUAAAAUAAAAAAAAAAAAAAAAAA